AUGCCAGGGACACGAGUCUUGUCAAUAAUGAUUCCGGGGCUAGUGCUAUUCCUCUCGUUGGUUUCACCAAGCCUCGAGAGUGUAAUCGCUGAUAGUAAGUUCACGCAGGACAAUUCCGAGAAAAGGCGGUACGGGAAGGAUCCGGUUUCGGGACUCCAGAAGUUUUUGGCGCUAGUAUGCCUGAUCUGGUACGUAACAGUACUAGCGUUAGCAUACUCAGGAUGGAUAGAGAUUGUGCGGAAGUUCAGAGGCCCCCGAGGACUGGCCGAUGCCGGUGAUUCGCGUGAACCGGUAAGCAUCAUUCGCCCUUGCAAAGGCAUUGACACAGAAAUGGCUUCCUGCCUCGAAAGUAGUAUUCUGCAAGCGUACGCAACUGAUCGGUUUGAGGUUCUUUUUUGCGUUGAAAGUCCACAAGAUCCUUGUAUUCCAGUGAUAAAAGGACUGCUAGAAAAGUACCCAGACUACGAUUUGAAGCUGUUGGUCGGUAUAAACGGGUCAGAGGAUCACUACGGCCCUAAUCCCAAGAUCAACAAUCUUUCGAAAGCGUAUCGGCACGCGAAAUAUGAUAUAAUCUGGGUUUUGGACUCUAAUGUCUGGUGUUCUCCCGGGACUCUGAGCCGGAGUGUUGCAAGUCUCACGAAGUCUCUCGACAAUGGAACCAAAACUAGGAAUCGUCCCGUAGUACUAACGCACCAUGUUCCGCUGGCGAUAAGUGUCGCACAAAGUCCCUUGAGCCUUCCAUUAAGCGCGCGGUUGGACGAAAUGUUCAUGUUUAGCUCGCACGCCAAAUUUUACGUUGGGUUCAACAAGGUUUCCAUCGCGCCUUGCGUAAAUGGCAAAAGCAAUCUUUACCGCCGUUCUGAUCUCGAUAAAGCGGUUGAGUAUGUGGGGCAGGCUACGAGGCGGACAGAUCUAUUUCGCGAUCCUCAAAUCCAACAAGAUGCGCGGAUGAUAGCUCUCAAAAACAAAGCAUCUCAAGAUGAUCAUCAUUUGCCCUUUACAGAGUAUGUUGUUGUUGCGAACAAGUUACAAUCCAGGGACGUUCCUGCUGAGGAGCAACAACAUCAUCAUGGUAUCGAAUUCUUCAGCACAUACAUUGGAGAGGACAAUAUGAUUGGUACUGCUCUCUGGGACAUGCUUGGAGGGCGCACGGGAAUGACCAUGGACGCGGUUGUUCAGCCUCUCAGGUUUGGAGCUAAAGAUGAAGGACUCCGAAACUUCAUCAAUCGACGGGUGCGGUGGCUGCGUGUUCGCAAGUACAUGGUGCUGGCUGCAACAUUGUUGGAGCCAACCACUGAAAGCAUAGUAAUUGGCUUCAUGGGCGCAUUUUGGGCCUCGCGGCUUUUGCAUUUGAGAUUUCGUCUCUUUUUCUGCAUGCAUCUUUUGAUUUGGUGUCUGACCGAUUGGAUUCAGUACUGUAUACUAUCGAAAGUCGUGUUUAUGGAUGAUCAGAUCCGUGAGCUACCCGCUUUUUUGUCGCAGGCGGGACGUCGUCGCAGCUUUUGGGAUUGGCUCCGCAUCUGGGUUUUGCGUGAAAUUUUAGCGCUUCCUAUUUGGAUAAAGGCCAUGUGUGGCUCAGUGAUCGAUUGGAGAAACAAGCCAUUUCGGAUAAAGCCUGAUCUAACCGCAGAAGAGCUUCAGUGA
This is a messenger RNA of Lachancea thermotolerans CBS 6340, 1644 nucleotides long. RefSeq names its product KLTH0F15554p. Gene Ontology annotation, biological process: glucosylceramide biosynthetic process. The record is from RefSeq and is a predicted model, not a curated record. The coding region runs from base 1 to 1644 and encodes 547 amino acids. Gene Ontology annotation, cellular component: membrane. NCBI's taxonomy places the organism in Eukaryota, Fungi, Ascomycota, Saccharomycetes, Saccharomycetales, Saccharomycetaceae. Gene Ontology annotation, molecular function: ceramide glucosyltransferase activity. The transcript has a single exon.